Molecule: messenger RNA, 771 nt
Organism: Microtus oregoni (creeping vole)
Lineage: Eukaryota; Metazoa; Chordata; Mammalia; Rodentia; Cricetidae
Gene: Ttc32
Product: tetratricopeptide repeat domain 32
Exons: 3
Coding region: 63-533 (156 amino acids)
Molecular function (GO): protein binding
Source: RefSeq, a predicted model, not a curated record
UUGGCCAAUUAAGUCCGUUGUGCGGGCCGCUGUGGUUCCGCUUCCACCCGAGCGAGGCGGCCAUGGCUGAGCCGCCGGACCGAGAGAGCCGGGAGACGCCGGCCGCCCUGGCGCUGGCCCAGGAUCGCUUCGCCAGGGGCGAAUUUGCCGAGGCGCAGGCGCUGUACUCGGCGUUCAUUGGCCAGUGCGCGAGUCGCGGGAGCAAAUGCAGCCCCGAGGAUUUGGCCACUGCAUAUAACAACAGGGGGCAAACCAAGUACUUCAGCGUUGAUUUUUAUGAAGCCAUGGACGACUACACAUCUGCUAUAGAAAUCCUGCCCAACUUUGAAGUGCCGUAUUACAACAGGGGCUUGAUACGCUACAGGCUGGGGUACUUUGAUGAAGCUCUGGAAGAUUUCAAGAAGGCACUGGACCUCAAUCCUGAGUUUCAAGAUGCUGUUUUGAGCUUCAAACAGACUAUUUUAGACAAAGAAGAAAAACAAAGAAGAAAUGCUGAGAAAAAUACUGAAACUUUUAAUUUAUUGAAAUUUUAACUCAUGAUCCUUAAACCUCAACUAAGAUACACGUGGAACACUUUUGAUUAUAUGUAAGAGGCUGCAUUUUAGAAGUGAAAGUAAAAUAAUAUGUUUAAUCAAAGUUAUUCAUUUCAAGGAGAGACCAUGUUGGAUAGAUCUUUUAAUAGAGUAAAUAAAUAAUAUCAAUGUACAUUAUUAUAGUAAAAUAUUUAAAUCAAUAUGUAUUAUUUUUACUAAAGGUUUUAUUUUUACCACA